Brassica oleracea var. oleracea is the source of this 2636-nucleotide messenger RNA. RefSeq names its product scarecrow-like protein 14. Gene Ontology annotation, molecular function: DNA-binding transcription factor activity; sequence-specific DNA binding. Gene Ontology annotation, biological process: regulation of DNA-templated transcription. Gene Ontology annotation, cellular component: nucleus. The record is from RefSeq and is a predicted model, not a curated record. Lineage: Eukaryota; Viridiplantae; Streptophyta; Magnoliopsida; Brassicales; Brassicaceae. Bases 178 to 2430 code for a protein of 750 amino acids. The transcript has 2 exons.
CUUCUUAUCUUUCAUUUGCUCCUCCUCCACUCUCUCUUCUCUCUCUCUCUCUCUAAAGUCCAAACCUUUUCCCCUAGCUCAAGCUUCUUCUUCGUUGGUCAUCUUAGCCCACAAAGAGGAACAUAAAGUCUCCACCUUUAGUUGAUCUUUCUGGUGAUUUUUUGGGUUUGUGGAUCCAUGGGUUCUUAUUCAGGUGGAUCCUUAGAUGGGUUUGAUUUCACUAGCGAGUUUGAUAAUUUGCCUGCCUCAAACCAAACCGUAGAUUUAUCUGAUGGGUUCUAUCUAGAUGACCCUCUCUUAAAUUUCGUGUCUUUCGAUCAUUCCUCUGCUCCUCCACCAGAGCCUUAUCCUCAGAAGGAGAACAGUAACAACAACAACGCUGCUGCUGAAACUGCAUCAGGAGAUCGCUUGUCAUCUCCAUCUGAUGACUCUGAGUUCUCUGACUCUGUUCUCAAGUACAUAAGCCAGGUGCUUAUGGAGGAAGACAUGGAAGAGAAGCCUUGUAUGUUUCAUGACGCUUUAGCUCUUCAAGCCGCUGAGAAAUCUCUCUACGAAGCCCUUGGUGAACAGUACCCUUCUUCAAUGGACCAUGGAGCUUCUUACCCUGAGAAGUUAGCUGAAGAUAGCCCUGAUGGUUCUUUCCCAAGUGGUGGUGGUUUUAGUGACUACGCAAGCACCACCACUUCCUCUGAUUCACACUGGAGCCUUGAUGGUUUGGAGAAUAAUAAUAGACCUUCUUGGUUACAGACGCCCUUCCCUAGUAACUUUGUGUUCCAGUCCACUUCUAGGUCCACCAGUGGCGGUAACAGUGCAUCUUUCGGGUCGAGCAUGUUCAAAGACAGUGAACUGGCUAUGCAGUUCAAAAGAGGAGUUGACGAAGCGAGUAAGUUCCUUCCCAAAUCUAGUCAGCUCUUUAUAGACGUUGAGAGUUACGUCCCAAAGAACUCUGGAUUCGACGAAAACACCUCUGAGGUCUUUGUCAAGACAGAGAAGAAGGAUGAGGCAGAGCAUCCUCCUCCUCCUCCUUCCAACAGUAGAUUGACUGGGAAGAAGAAAAGUCACUGGCGCGACGAAGACGAAGACUUGGCUGAAGAAAGAAGCAACAAACAGUCCGCUGUUUACGUCGAAGAAACCGAGCUCUCUGAAAUGUUUGAUAAGAUCUUACUAUGCGGCGGCACCGGGCAGCCUGUGUGCAUUACUGACCAGAAGUUUCCAACAGAGGCAAAGGCUCGUGGAAAGAAAUCAACAGCUACUACUACUAAUAGUAAUAGUAAAGGUUCCAAGAAAGAAACUGCUGAUCUGAGAACUCUCUUGGUACUCUGCGCACAAGCUGUAUCAGUAGAUGAUCGCAGAACCGCCAACGAGAUGCUAAGACAGAUACGAGAGCAUUCCUCUCCUCUAGGCAACGGAUCAGAAAGACUAGCUCAUUAUUUCGCAAACAGUCUCGAAGCGCGGUUAGCUGGGACCGGCACGCAGAUCUACACAGCGUUAUCUUCCAAGAAAACGUCUGCAGCUGAUAUGUUAAAGGCUUACCAGACCUACAUCUCCGUCUGCCCGUUCAAGAAAGCUGCUAUCAUAUUCGCUAACCACAGCAUAAUGCGUCUGACAGCGAACGCCGACACCAUCCACAUCGUGGAUUUUGGGAUCUCUUAUGGCUUUCAGUGGCCUGCUCUGAUCCAUCGCCUCUCGUUCAGACCUGGUGGUCCUCCCAAGCUGAGGAUCACUGGGAUAGAGCUUCCUCAGCGCGGGUUUAGACCGGCUGAGGGAGUUCACGAGACGGGCCUUCGCUUGGCGAGGUACUGUCAGCGUUACAAGGUCCCAUUUGAGUACAACGCGAUAGCUCAGAAGUGGGAAACGAUCAGAGUAGAAGAUUUGAAGAUUGAGCAAGGAGAGUUUGUAGUUGUGAACUCUCUCUUCCGUUUCAAGAACCUUUUGGAUGAGACAGUUGUUGUCAACAGCCCUAGAGACGCGGUUUUGAAGCUGAUAAGGAAAGCGAACCCGAGCGUCUUCAUCCAAGCGGUCCUGAGUGGGUCCUACAACGCGCCGUUCUUUGUGACCAGGUUCAGGGAAGCCUUGUUUCAUUACUCGGCGCUGUUUGACAUGUGCGACUCGAAGCUGGCGAGGGAGGACGAGAUGAGGCUGAUGUUCGAGAAGGAGUUUUACGGGAGGGAGAUUAUGAACGUUGUGGCUUGCGAAGGGACGGAGAGAGUGGAGAGGCCCGAGACUUAUAAGCAGUGGCAGGCGAGGGUGAUACGAGCGGGGUUUAAGCAGCUUCCGCUCGAGAAGGAGCUGAUGCAGAAUCUGAAGCUGAAGAUUGAGAACGGGUAUGAUAAGAAUUUCGAUAUUGAUCAGGACGGGAACUGGUUGCUUCAGGGUUGGAAAGGUAGAAUCGUGUAUGCUUCUUCUGUUUGGGUUCCUUCUUCUUCUUGAUAGAAUGUUCUUUUCUUGUGUACCAAGUAGCUCGGUUGGGUUUUAUGUAGGGAUGGAUUGGUGUUGAGAGUUAGGGUUACUAUUUGUUAUAUGGUUUGUGACAUAGCGUGUGUAAGAGAGUGUAGCGUAAGAGAGAGGAGAGUGUGUACUCUAUGUUCACGCAAUAUUAUGUUGCAUAAAUAAUGGAAAACUAACUUUUUAGAAUG